AUGCCACCCCCAUCGACCGCACCAGCCCCCGUAGACCCUGCUCAGAAUACGUCCGCGGACGACGAACCUCUCACCUACAAUGAACAGCUCAAUGCCGCCGACCGCUACUGGAAAUUCAAGAUGGCUUUGAACAUCGCACUAAUCCUUGCUGGCAUCAUCGGCAUCGGUUGCAUAGCCUGGGCUCUCGACACGGCCAACAGAUUGCUUUCCGACUACAACUACGGCUUCGAUAGCACCUGGUCUCUGCCCUGGGGUCUAAUCACAUUCUCCAUCUCCAUCAUCUGGUGCAUGCUCUGCAUCGCCCUAUUCGUCUUCCGCAAGCGCCCCGUCCACCCCGGCGUGCGCGUCACCAUGGACUUACUCCUCUGGCUCGGCUUCCUCGUUACCGCGCUCUUCACCCUGGUUGCACUCUUCGACGUCCUCUACUGGGGCGAGGACGGCUCGUUGGAUUAUUCGAGUAACUGGAGUAGCAGGUAUGGCGGUUAUGUCCUGCAGAAAAACAACACCUGGGUGUGGGAGCAGAGCAGUAGUUACUCGGGCGUCACGGGGUUCGAUCGCUCGUGCAACGGCUCGUCUAGCAGCAACAAUUACUACUACACCAACCUUCCCUUCCACAACUGCGCGGAAAUGGAUGCGUAUGUCAACCAGCUCUGGCAGGAGAAGCCGAAUCGCGCGCGUGUCGAGCUCACGGGUGUCGUGUGCCAGUUUCUCGGUCUGGUGUUGCACUUUACGCUUUUUGUCUGGGCGUGUGUGGACUGCCACAAGCACCGGCACUCCAAGGUAUCAAAGGACGCGGAGAAGAUCGCAGCGGGGAUCGUCGAGAACAUAGUCCGGGGCGGUGCAAUUGUUCCGCCGCCGGGGCAGGCACAGAUGUGCAUUGCUGGGUGGCAGCCAACAUAUCAUCAGUUGCCGAGUCAGUCGAAUGGCUUUUCGGGGCAAGGACAGGAGUUUGCUGUGCAGGGGCAACAGCAUCCGAUGUAUGCGCAGCAGAUGGGAGGGCAGGGCAUGAGCAGGCGCAAGCAGGACCAAGUGAUGACAAGGCUGGGGGUGUUGCGGCGAGUUACUACGAGCCUGGGCGGUAAUGGGUGUGACAGGAACGGAGGAUGA
Messenger RNA from Macroventuria anomochaeta, 1107 nucleotides. RefSeq lists its product as uncharacterized. The coding region runs from base 1 to 1107 and encodes 368 amino acids. The transcript is spliced from 2 exons. Lineage: Eukaryota; Fungi; Ascomycota; Dothideomycetes; Pleosporales; Didymellaceae. The record is from RefSeq and is a predicted model, not a curated record.